Messenger RNA from Maudiozyma barnettii, 714 nucleotides. RefSeq names its product Rcr2p (gene RCR2). The coding region runs from base 1 to 714 and encodes 237 amino acids. The record is from RefSeq and is a predicted model, not a curated record. Gene Ontology annotation, biological process: vesicle-mediated transport. The transcript has a single exon. Gene Ontology annotation, cellular component: intracellular membrane-bounded organelle. NCBI's taxonomy places the organism in Eukaryota, Fungi, Ascomycota, Saccharomycetes, Saccharomycetales, Saccharomycetaceae.
AUGAUCAUCGACAAUAAAAUACUCCUUUUUAUAAGAGACACAACUGACUCAGAUAAUAAUGGGACUACAAUAAUAGACGAUCCAUGGGGGUCAUCAACCUGGCGAUGGGGUCGUUGGAUUCUGUUUGUCAUAUUCGUCGCUUUCAUAUUGAUCUUGGUUAUAGCCACUGCUAGAGCUAAUAGGAGACGGUAUGUUAGAGGUGUAGCACCAAUUAGAGGAACAUCAUGGUUGACUCCUCCAUCGUAUAGACAGUCAGAAAAUACUUAUGUAGGAACAUCACAACGAGCGGUGGUGGAUUACGUUCCAGAGUAUACUGAAGAGGCUAAUGAGAAUGAUCUGGGUUAUUACGAUGAAAGAGGUGAAUUCCAUACAAAUGAUAAGACUACCUAUAUACCACCACCUAAAUUGGAGACUGCAAAUGAACCACAUUCUCUAAGUGGAUCGCCUUUGUUGGAGAGACCUUCACCGGCUGUCUUAAGAGAUACUAGUACUGUUUCUACUCCUGAUAUAGGAUUGGAUUUCAGUAGACCAAAUUACAGAACUGACAGUAACUUAAAUACUUUCCCCGGUUAUUUCAACAAUGACAAUACUAACAAUGAACUACACACAGAUAGAGUUGGAACUGUUGGUUCUUCAUCCUCUGCAGAUGAUACCCAAGUAGAAUCGUCUAAGGAUAAGAAAUUUGUGUCUGUAGAUGAAGUUAAGGAGUUUUAG